UGGGGUCAAAAAAGGGUCUGAAAGCCCCGUCCUUGAUGAUAAUGUAAUGUCCUACCUCUUUUCUCAGUGGAGAAAUGAUUUUGUGAACGGCUUUGUGAAGAUUUCUGACUCCCAUGAGACACAGGAAGAGUGCCUUGGUUUGGCUGUUCUGGACAUGACCAGAACAGCCAAGGAGAAACAGAUGUCACCUCUGGAUAUCUACCACAAUAUAAGUUACAAGUCCUUCUUGCCAAAGGACAUGAGAGCUCAAAUCCAGGAUUGCAGCUUUUUGACUCGUAAGAGAAUCCGCUUCCGCUUCAAGCACUUCAUCCAGCAGUUCAGUCAGUGUCGGACCACAGUUCGUGAUCUGAAGCUCAAGUACCUCAUCAGUAUAGAGUCGCUGGAGAAAGCUUUCUACACAGAGACCUUCCAGGUCAGGGAGCCUUCUAGCGAGGCAUCCAGCGGACGGCUCGUCAUCCUGGUUGCCGCAGACACUGGAAUACAGUGGUGUCGAGAGAAACUGAAAGAUUCAGAUGAGGUUGUAACUUUUUAUUUAAAUGUUGCUCAGGAGCUGCAAACCUUGUGCGACUUUCCAGAUGUCACUGACAUCGGCAUCAAACAAGUCAGCAAAGAGGGUGCAGGAGAGAGCCGCUUGGUCACCAUCAAUAAGCAAGAUGGCAAGAAUCUGGAGCUUGAGUUUCCCAGCCUUUCUGAAGCCCUCUCAUUUGUGUCCCUCAUUGAUGGGUACUAUCGACUGACCACAGACGCACAUCACUACCUUUGUAAGGAAGUGGCGCCCCCCAGACUCGUUGAGGCCAUAUCUUGUCACUGCCAUGGCCCCAUUUCAAUGGAGUUUGCUGUCAACAGGCUUCAGAAGUGUGGAAACAAGCGGGGGUUGUACAUUCUCAGAUGCAGUCCAAAAGACUUCAACAAAUAUUUUCUAACGUUCCCAGUUGAGGUGUGUAAUGCAGUAGAUUACAAGCAUUGCCAGAUCACCAGGUCUUCGGCUGGUGAGUUUAACCUCAGUGGAACCAAAAGAAACUUCAGCACUAUGCAGGAACUACUCAGCUGCUACCAGAAGGAAACUGUGCGCUCGGAUGGCAUCAUUUUCCAGUUCAACAAGUGCUGCCCUCCUCAAUCUAAAGAGAAAUCCUGCCUGCUUGUAUGCAGGAGCAACAAGGGUUCAGAUGUGCCUCUGUCUCCGUCUCUUCAGCGACACAACAUUAGUCAGAUGGUGUUUCACAAGAUCAGGAAAGAAGAUCUGGAAUUUAUGGAAAGUCUUGGUCAAGGAACAUUUACAAAGAUCUUCAAAGGCAUUCGAAAGGAGCUUGGAGACUACGGACAAAUGCACCAAACAGAAGUUGUGAUGAAAGUUCUCGACAUGGCCCACAGAAACUACUCGGAGUCGUUCUUUGAAGCAGCCAGCAUGAUGAGCCAGUUGUCCCAUAAGCACCUGAUCCUGAACUAUGGAGUGUGUGUUUGUGGAGAGGAGAACAUUAUGGUGCAGGAGUAUGUAAAGUUUGGCUCCUUGGACACAUACUUGAAGAAGAACAAGAACUCGAUAAGCAUUCAGUGGAAGCUUGAAGUAGCGAAGCAGCUGGCCUGGGCCAUGAACUUCCUGGAGGAAAAGCAUCUUGUUCAUGGGAAUGUAUGCGCCAAAAAUGUUCUGCUAAUAAGGGAAGAGGACAGAAGAGCUGGAAACCCACCUUUCAUCAAACUCUCUGACCCUGGAAUCAGCAUCACUGUCCUCCCUAAAGAAAUCCUGAUCGAGAGGAUCCCUUGGGUGCCCCCUGAAUAUGUCAAGGAGCCUGUGAAACUGUGCCUGGCUGCAGACAAGUGGAGCUUUGGCACAACGUUGUGGGAAAUUUGCAGCGGUGGGGAAAAACCUCUACCAACAUUAGACAACUCCAAGAAAAUCUUGUUCUAUGAGGAUCACCACCAUCUUCCCGCACCGAAGUGGACAGAACUGGCAAAUCUGAUCACCAGCUGCAUGGACUACGAGCCCACAUUCAGACCCACGUUCCGCGCUGUAAUCCGUGACCUCCACAGCCUCUUCACACCAGACUAUGAGUUGAUCAUGGACGACAUCCUGCCAAACAGGACAGCGGGGUCCAGCUGGACGACCGGAGGAUUAGAGAAUCAGGAACCGGCUCUGUUCGAAGAAAGACACCUCAUUUUCCUGCAGUUACUUGGCAAGGGAAACUUUGGCAGUGUGGAGAUGUGUCGGUACGACCCGCUUCAGGACAACACAGGAGAGGUGGUGGCUGUGAAGAAACUCCAGCACAGUACUGCAGAGCACUUACGAGACUUCGAGCGAGAGAUUGAAAUUCUGAAAUCUCUCCAGCAUGAGAACAUUGUCAAGUACAAGGGUGUUUGUUACAGCGCAGGUCGAAGAAAUCUUCGUCUCAUUAUGGAAUAUCUUCCUUUUGGAAGUCUGCGAGAUUACCUCAUAAAGAACAAGGAGAGAAUAGACCACAACACACUUAUCCAUUAUGCUUCUCAGAUCUGCAAGGGUAUGGAGUACCUGUCAAGUAAGCGGUACAUCCAUAGAGACCUGGCAACGCGAAACAUUCUCGUUGAAAGUGAGCUGAGAGUGAAGAUCGGAGACUUCGGCCUCACCAAAGUUCUGCCUCAGGAUAAAGAGUACUACAUGGUGAAGGAACCAGGAGAGAGCCCCAUAUUCUGGUAUGCCCCCGAGUCUCUGACGGAGAGCAAGUUCUCUGUGGCAUCGGAUGUCUGGAGCUUUGGAGUGGUGCUCUAUGAGCUCUUCACCCACAGCGACAAGAACUGCAGCCCUCCUGCAGUUUUUAUGUCGAUGAUGGGCAACGACAAGCAGGGGCAGCUGAUUGUUUAUCACCUCAUCGAGCUGCUCAAAUCGGGCAGCAGGCUGCCUCAACCCCUGGGUUGUCCUACAGAGAUGCAUGAGAUCAUGAAGGAGUGUUGGGAUAAAGACCCCACCUUGCGUCCGUCUUUCAAUGAGCUGGCCCUUCGGAUCGACUUGUUCAGGGACAGUAAGGAGUUUUAAGAUCCAGAGUCCCGCUGCUCUUCAACGAAAAUACUGGAAGCUUUGUUCUGGCUCAUCGAGGAAAGCCAAAGUGAGGUUUCUCUGCCGGUGAGCAGCGUGACUGGAAGUGUGGGAGCUUGGAAUAAGGACUACUGCCGAGGUGCCUUUCGAGCAAGGCAGUUUUCUGUCGCGGAGCAGCUUGGUGGACUGCAGCUCGCUGCAGGAAGAGGUUAAACUUGAAGGCUAAUGUUGCUGAAAAUAAGCAAAUGGUCAAAGUUUUAAAAGAAGACUUGAAGAGUUUAAAGAGACUGUGACAAGACUGAUGCCAGACCUGAAGCUAAAGGUGGUUGUUGUGAACAAGUUCUG
Molecule: messenger RNA, 3349 nt
Organism: Nematolebias whitei (Rio pearlfish)
Lineage: Eukaryota; Metazoa; Chordata; Actinopteri; Cyprinodontiformes; Rivulidae
Gene: jak2b
Product: Janus kinase 2b
Exons: 21
Coding region: 47-3004 (985 amino acids)
Biological process (GO): intracellular signal transduction; cell surface receptor signaling pathway via JAK-STAT; cell differentiation
Cellular component (GO): cytosol; membrane; cytoskeleton
Molecular function (GO): ATP binding; non-membrane spanning protein tyrosine kinase activity; cytokine receptor binding
Source: RefSeq, a predicted model, not a curated record